GGCUGCUGCCCGGGCGCGUCGGACACCAGGAGAAGACGUCCGCGGCGGCUGGCGCGGGAAUGUCGAGGAGCUCUAAGGUGGUGCUAGGCCUCUCGGUGCUGCUGACGGCGGCCACCGUGGCCGGCGUGCAUCUGAAGCAGCGUCAGGACCAGCAGAGACUUCGUGAUGGAGUGAUCAGAGAUAUUGAGCGGCAAAAUCGGAAAAAAGAAAACAUCCGUCUUUUAGGAGAACAGAUUAUUUUGACUGAGCAACUUGAAGCUGAAAGAGAGAAGAUGUUAUUGACAAAAGGAUCUCAAAAAACAUGACUUGAAUAUGAAAUAUUGAUGGGGCAGAUGGUGUUGAACGUGUAUGUGUGUGCUUUGUUCAGAUAGUGAAUAGCUUAGUAGCAUCUUCAACCUUUUUUUGGUCACUAUUGUUUUAAACUUGAUCAGAUAACAAACAGUGUGGAUAAUAUAUUCUAAAUUCCUGCGUUAAAAACCCUCAUGUCUGUGGGCAGAUGCUCUACUAAACGGUUUCUGUUUGUGUGGUCCUGGUGGAAGCCCCUUUAAGCUCAGUGUCCAGAACUUGGGAUUGUUACUGAAAAGCACUUCCGAACCUGUGA
This is a messenger RNA of Trichechus manatus latirostris (Florida manatee), 601 nucleotides long. Its product is annotated as protein PET117 homolog, mitochondrial. NCBI's taxonomy places the organism in Eukaryota, Metazoa, Chordata, Mammalia, Sirenia, Trichechidae. Gene Ontology annotation, biological process: mitochondrial respiratory chain complex IV assembly. The transcript has 2 exons. The record is from RefSeq and is a predicted model, not a curated record. Bases 60 to 305 code for a protein of 81 amino acids. Gene Ontology annotation, cellular component: mitochondrion.